CAAGGGUUGCAGUUGGUCUGGGGAAACAGAAGCUAGUGCAGCUGUUAUAGCGUUACUGAUGAUAGGAAACUCCGGAGGCUUUUGGCCUAGAACGCUGGAAUGCCGAGACUAAUAAUAGGAGAUCUUGACCCAGAAAUGUCAGAGGGGUUCCUUUUCAAUGCUUUACGGUCAAGGGGUGAGAACGUUGUAAAUGUUACAAUACAUCGCAAUUCAUUUACAGGAAUGCCGUCUGGUUACGGUUAUAUUGAAUUUCCUGACUGGUCAUCUACGGACAGGUGUUACGAAAGGCUGAAUGGAAAAGUCUUUGCACUUGCUGGACCAGGGAAGAGAUUUGAACUACAAUAUGAACCUGGACCACACAGUUAUCGCACUAGUGAAGUUCAAGAAGCUGCUGAAUUCACAGAGGCCUUUGUUUUUUAUACUCAGACAUUUAGUAAUUUUUUUACCUCUAUGCUGGUUAACUCUGCCCCUGCUAAUCUCCCGUUGCAACAGAAUAGUGUCCCAAAUCAGAUGUAUAAAAGAAGAGGUAUUAAUGCAGAGAGAGAAGAGCCCAGACCCUCUUCGGAUUCUGUGCCAUCAUCUUCCCAUGUGUCAAGACCUUCUGAUGUCUCUAUUUGUUCACCGUCUGUUACUUCUGCACGUGUGAUGCCCUCUUUAGGUGCUACAGAAACCUCUUCAUGUGAGUCUAGACCUGUUCCCUCUGAUGUCUCUAUUUCUUCACUGUCUGAUACCUCUGUAUGUGUAGGACCCUCGGAUUCUGCAGCUCCAUCUUCCUGUGCAGUGCCUUCUGAUGAGUCUGUUUCUUCAGAAUCACCUGAGCAGAGUGACGUUAGUCCAUCACAUUCCUUCAGUACUCCACUGCCUGAUGCUUCUGUAUGUGUGAACAAUUCAGCGCCCUCCUCCAGUGGGUCCAAACCUCCACUACCUGAUAACUCUGCAUGUGUAAGAACCUCUACAAUUCCCUCUUCCAGUGGUUUUGAUUGUAGCAGCAAGUCUACUGCCAUCCCAGGAGUGGGAUCUUUUGAUGGUUUUGACUACACUACCAAGUCAAAAUGCUUCUCGGGCUUGGAAGAUUCUGAGGGUUUGGAAUGCACCACCAUAUCUUCUACUAUCCCGGACUUUGGAGAUUUUGAGGAUCCUAUGACCACGCUGGAUGUAAAUGAAGCCAAUAGACAGUUCAUACAAUAUAGUGAAGAUGUGUACAACGCACUUAUGGACUGUCAUUGGCAGCCUUUAGACUCUGUUACUUCUAGUAUACCCUCAUAAAGAUCAAUUCUGCAGCCGUCAUAAAUUGAACUGUGCCACGAACAGGCACUGCACCUUGGUUUGAUGACUUUGUAGUUUCAUACAUUAAUAAAUCCAGAGGAAGCAUUAUUUUGUAUCAUCAAUGGAUGGUGUCAAUUCAAAAUAACAUUGUGCUCUUCUCUUGUGUUCAUAAUUAAAGUUGUAAAUUAAAAUAUAUAAAUUGUUAAAUUUGCUGUUUAUUACAAAUACUGUAUUGUAUAUUGUAUUGAAACUGGCAUGAACAUUAUGUUUACGUUUUCAUUUUUAUAUGGUAAACUCUAAGUGAAUGUUUUUUUAAUAGCUCUGUGUUAUGUACUGGUUUUUUUAGGCAUAAUUGUGUUAUAAAUGUAUAAUUGUUUCAGCA
Molecule: messenger RNA, 1648 nt
Organism: Bombina bombina (fire-bellied toad)
Lineage: Eukaryota; Metazoa; Chordata; Amphibia; Anura; Bombinatoridae
Product: tRNA selenocysteine 1-associated protein 1-like
Exons: 16
Coding region: 100-1266 (388 amino acids)
Biological process (GO): selenocysteine incorporation
Cellular component (GO): nucleus
Molecular function (GO): tRNA binding
Source: RefSeq, a predicted model, not a curated record